Molecule: messenger RNA, 3634 nt
Organism: Periophthalmus magnuspinnatus
Lineage: Eukaryota; Metazoa; Chordata; Actinopteri; Gobiiformes; Gobiidae
Gene: rab22a
Product: RAB22A, member RAS oncogene family
Exons: 7
Coding region: 276-866 (196 amino acids)
Molecular function (GO): GTP binding; GTPase activity
Source: RefSeq, a predicted model, not a curated record
CAUGCCGUAAUCCAAGAUGGCGGCGGAGCGAGUCCAGUGCUAGUCUCAGGUAGCUGUUUACAACAUUCACAAGAGGAUGGAUACUGCUCAUUAAUCUGCGAUUUGUAACUCUGUAAAGAAGAAUACUUAAUUCGACAUGCGUAUGCGAUGACUUUAACCACAAUGAAGUAGAAUUGCCUGUAAACCACGACCACCUGAAGAAUUUUUCCACAAAACUAACUAGUCAAGGGAAAGCUGCCAAUGCUCCUCAUAACAAACAAAUUUCAAUAGAGGAGAUGGGCAUGACACUAAGAGAGUUAAAAGUUUGUCUCCUCGGGGAGACUGGGGUUGGAAAAUCAAGUAUCGUUUGGCGAUUCGUUGAGGACAGCUUUGAUCCAAACAUCAACCCCACUAUCGGGGCAUCCUUUAUGACGAAGACAGUGCAAUACCAGAAUGAGCUGCACAAGUUUCUGAUCUGGGACACAGCGGGACAGGAGCGGUUCAGAGCCCUGGCACCGAUGUACUACAGAGGGUCAGCAGCAGCCAUCAUUGUGUAUGAUAUCACAAAAGAGGAAUCAUUUCAAACAUUGAAGAACUGGGUGAAGGAACUACGGCAACAUGGACCUCCAAAUAUUGUGGUUGCAAUCGCAGGCAACAAAUGUGACCUCACUGAUGCCAGAGAAGUACCAGAGAAAGAUGCAAAGGACUAUGCAGAUUCUAUCCAUGCCAUCUUUGUGGAAACCAGUGCCAAAAAUGCCAUUAACAUCAACGAGGUGUUUAUAGAGAUAAGUAAGCGAAUCCCUGCUGCAGACGCUGCUGGAGGAAGCCCAGGAAAGAGUUUUAAAAUCGGACGCCAGGCCUCAGAGUCUCAGAGGACGUGCUGCUGAUGAGGCCAGAUAUGAACCAUGUGACCUGACCUGACCUUUCACCCAAAAAUGCCAUAUACCAGCGGCAUAUGUAAAACUCAGUGCAAACAAGACAAAAACAUUACAAAUCACACAAACUUAGUAACAGCAUUAAUCACAAAUUACAGUUUUGAAGAACUUGUAAAUGUGUACAGGUGUAAGAUAUUUCACCUAAAUAUUUUGAUAUUGCUUAAGUUAAGAUUAUACAACUUGUAUUUUCCAAUGUAAUGAAUUUUCUACACACAGCAUGUUGGUGUAAAACAUGUCGACUAUUACUUUAACCAGACUUUACAUAGUUGUCUCGCUAUAACAACUGGUGUGUUGGCUGUUGGAUAUUAUUAUACGACCUCCAACAAGGGCAAGUUACACUGCAUGAUAGUUUGUUAGCUUUCAAGUUUGUCCCUUGGAAAAAGUCAACAAGGCUCCCACAGCAUCUAGCUUUACAAGUUCAGCAGCAAACAACUUUGUUCCUCAUACAUUUUUUUUUUUUUCAUAACCAUAGACAAAUAAUUACAAUAAUACAUCAUAUAUUUACCCUUCAAGCUAAUGCCUUAACUAAACAACGAAUAGUCCUAUAAGUUCAAAACAGGACUAAAUAUGACUAAAACUGAAACAUGUUCUAAUUUUGGUUUAGUUCUGUGUGUGAACGCACCCUUAAAAGAACUGAUUGAAGGAUGACUUUUAAAGAGGGGGUAUUAUGCAAAAUUGAUUUUUUUGAGCUUUCUACCAUGUUACAACAUUCUCUCAUCAAAAACUCAAGCUCACGUUACCCAUUCAUCUGCAUGGUAAUGCUCCAUAAAUAUACAAAAGCAUGACCCAAAACAAUACACUACAACUUCACACACCUGAUGCGAUAGGAAAUCGAUUCAUUAGCGAAUUGGACGUUGAUUGUAAUGUGAUAAAAUGGGAUUAAAUGUGUGCUCUGAAGGGAGAGUGACUAGAGGAGAGCAAAUCGAAGGGGGGCUUGAAACUUACCAAACAUGUUACUGUGUUGUUUUUGGCAAGUAUAGCAUUUUCAAAACAAUAAAAGGUGAAUAUGAUGACCUAAAUAUGUCAUGUGUUAACUGCAAAUAGAAUUAAAAUACCCCCUCUUUAAGUGUGAAAAGAAUGAGCUCAAGUAUCUGCAGAUGGAAAAUAGUGAAGAACAUUGAUGCCUGAAAGUACCACAGAUUGAGAAACACAGGAGAUGCAGAAGUGACUGUAUAUUAUCAGUACAUGUGACAUAGUGUUUGCUGCAUAGUCACUGGGGGUUGGACAAGAUCUCGCACCACAAGAUCUCUCAAGAUAAAAGUGCCACAAGACGCACAAGGAAGAUUAUCUUGUCCAUGUGUUUACUUUUAGAUUGGACAAAAAUGAUUAAUGAUGGCGAGUUACAGCUUUUGAAAAGUUAUAGUGACAACAAAAAUAUAAAAUAAGUAAAACAUUUAGAGGCCAAAAGUGUUAACUGAAUAGCCCAAACCACGUUUUAUAAAUUGUCAAAAUCUCAUCCGUUGUCGUAGACCCAACCUCCUGUCUCGUCUUGGGGGAACUGUCUUGCCCACACCUAAUAGUCAUUUACCAUUUCAUAGUCUACAGUCAAAUGAAGGUGGCUCAGUGUUGAUAUGCUAGCCUUUAGAUGCACCUGAUUUCCCAUUAAUUCCUCAUAUGUUUUUCUUUCACCAUUCCUUCACAUCAACCUGAGAAUUUUGUUUUUGUUUUGUGAGUAUGGAAAAAUAAACUACAUGGAGUCAUUUAAAGGUUGUAUUAUAACACUCAUAAAAGACUCACUUCACCCUAUUUUAUGUUUACAAGCACUACUAGGGCCACAAUACUCAUAGUUGAAAACACUUAAUACAACUGUACAUCUCAGUCUGACAUGCCAUUUAGUAUUUUCACACUUGAAAGUGUAAGUUGAAGUAUCCAUAUUAUGCUAUUUUCUGAAUAUCUCUACUGAACAUAAGGUAAAAGGUAGCUGUUAAUAUGAAAACUACAACUUCAUGACAAGCAAGAAUAAAGGGUUACUCAAACAUGUGAAUGAAACAAAACACAACUCUGGGUAUGUUUUUGAGGAGGUAACAACAUUCUAACGUGACUGAAAGAGUAAAUUUAGCGUAAUAUAGGACCUUUAAGUAAUAAGUAAUAGAUUAUUUUCAAAUACUGGACUAUACAGAUUAAGUUGCACCCAAUAACAAGGUAUUUAGAUUUUACUGUACACAACUACAACUGACUAAAAUCAACCCAGAUGUGCUGGGAUACACAACUUUAACAGCUUCUGAUGCAUUUUUGUUUUUGAUUCCCAUUUUCCUAUUUAAUUGUUCAGUUGCCAAAGUUGCAAAGUGCAAAAUCAACUAACAGGUCAAAACAUGUUUAUUUUCCUUUCUAUCAUCAAACAUGUGAUUUGCAGCUUAGGAAAACCUCCUCAUAUAAAACAGCAGAAAUAUGUCAGUUUGCAUUAAAAACUAUAGUCUUAGGCUGGUCCUAGGAACUUGAUUAAUCUAUAGCAUUACUGUUACUAUUAUUAUGUAUAUGUCUGUGCAGAUACCAUUGGUUUGCACACAAGUCACUAUUGUAAUGCAUUUCUGACCACAGUAGCCUUUUGCUGAGUUUUUGCAGUAACCCUCUUAAGCACCAGUUAACCCUUUCUUAGCUUUUUAUUGUUAUUAUUCAUUUCAUAUGUAAGAAGUGCUUGAAAACACAUGUGCAAUGUACUCCCGCUGUGUCAAAAGGGACUUGUCAAUUUGUUUAAUAAUAAAAGAUUGACAAAAUAUGAA